Molecule: messenger RNA, 663 nt
Organism: Phaeoacremonium minimum UCRPA7
Lineage: Eukaryota; Fungi; Ascomycota; Sordariomycetes; Togniniales; Togniniaceae
Product: putative haloacid dehalogenase-like hydrolase protein
Exons: 1
Coding region: 1-663 (220 amino acids)
Source: RefSeq, a predicted model, not a curated record
AUGUUUGGGGAGAUGCGGGCGGCGCUGGGAAUCACAAAGGCCACCGAUAUCCUGGAUCACAUCUACUCACUGCCGACGCCCGAGGAGCGGCACGAGGCACAGGAGAAGAUCCGGGCGAUCGAGCGGCGCGCAAUGAAAUCACAGCAGGCGCAGCCCGGCCUCGUCGAGCUGAUGGACUACCUGGACCGGAAGGGCAUUCCCAAGGGAAUCUGCACGCGUAAUUUCGAGCAGCCCGUCAACCACUUGUUGACCAAAUUCCUCGAGGGCAGCGUCUUUGAACCCAUCAUCACGCGCGACUUCCGGCCGCCGAAGCCAGACCCGGCUGGCAUCCUUCAUAUUGCCCGGUCCUGGGGUUUCACGAAACACGUGCAGAAGAACGGUGAUAGUGCGAUAACGGGCAGUGAGGUCGACCAUGCGGAGAUCGAAGCUGAGGCUAAGGAGGCCGGCGAGCCGGCAGAAGAGGCAGACGCCAGCGGCCUGAUCAUGGUUGGCGACUCUAUCGAUGAUGUAACAGCCGGGCGGAGAGCAGGUGCCGCCACAGUGCUCCUCGUAAAUGAGGUCAAUGCCCAUCUUGCUGAGCACGAGCACACGGAUCUAGUGAUCAAACGACUGGAUGAGCUUAUUGAUAUACUCGAAGAGGGGUUCAAGGGAAGGGAGUACUAA